This is a messenger RNA of Heterocephalus glaber (naked mole-rat), 2934 nucleotides long. NCBI's taxonomy places the organism in Eukaryota, Metazoa, Chordata, Mammalia, Rodentia, Bathyergidae. The record is from RefSeq and is a predicted model, not a curated record.
AUGACCCUGUUACCGGGAGACAAUUCAGACUAUGACUACAGCGCCCUGAGCUGCACGUCGGACGCCUCCUUCCACCCGGCCUUCUUCCCACAGAGCCAGGCGCUCAAGGGCGUGUUCUACCGCCGCGCCCAGCGGCUGCGUCCGCAGGACGCCCCGCACCCCGGCAGCCCGGGUCCCGGGGACCGCCGCCGACAGAUCAUCAUCAACGUGGGCGGCAUCAAGUACUCGCUCCCCUGGACCACGCUGGACGAGUUCCCCAUGACACGGCUGGGCCAGCUCAAGGCCUGCACCAACUUCGACGACAUCCUCAACGUGUGCGAUGACUAUGAUGUGACCUGCAACGAGUUCUUCUUCGACCGAAACCCCGGGGCCUUCGGCACCAUCCUCACCUUCCUGCGCGCCGGGAAGCUGCGGCUGCUCCGGGAGAUGUGCGCGCUGUCCUUCCAGGAGGAGCUGCUGUACUGGGGCAUCGCCGAGGACCACCUGGACCGCUGCUGCAAGCGCCGCUACCUGCAGAAGAUCGAGGAGUUCGCCGAGAUGGUGGAGCGCGAGGAUGAGGAGGACGCGCUGGACAGCGAGGCCCGAGACAGCGACGGCCCUGAGUCAGGCGAGGGCCGCCUGAGCCGCUGCAUGCGGAGACUGCGCGACAUGGUGGAGCGGCCUCACUCGGGGCUGCCGGGCAAGGUGUUCGCUUGCCUGUCGGUGCUCUUUGUCACCGUCACUGCUGUCAACCUCUCGGUCAGCACCUUGCCCAGCCUGAGGGAGGAGGAGGAGCAGGGCCAGUGUUCCCAGAUGUGCCACAACGUCUUCAUCGUGGAGUCGGUGUGUGUGGGCUGGUUUUCCCUUGAGUUCCUCCUGCGUUUCAUCCAAGCACCCAGCAAGUUCGCUUUCCUGCGGAGCCCGCUGACGCUCAUCGACCUGGUGGCCAUUCUGCCCUACUAUGUCACCCUGAUGGUGGAUGGCGCCGCCUCAGGCCGCCGAAAGCCCAGCUCGGGCAACAGCUACCUGGACAAGGUGGGGCUGGUGCUCCGAGUGCUGCGGGCACUGCGCAUCCUGUACGUGAUGCGGCUGGCCCGCCACUCGCUGGGGCUGCAGACGCUGGGGCUCACGGCCCGCCGCUGCACCCGUGAGUUCGGCCUGCUGCUGCUCUUCCUGUGCGUGGCCAUCGCCCUCUUCGCACCCCUCCUCUAUGUCAUCGAGAAUGAGAUGGCAGACAGCCCCGAGUUCACCAGCAUCCCCGCCUGCUACUGGUGGGCCGUCAUCACCAUGACAACUGUGGGCUACGGGGACAUGGUGCCCCGGAGCACCCCGGGCCAGGUGGUGGCGCUCAGCAGCAUCCUCAGCGGCAUCCUGCUCAUGGCCUUCCCGGUGACCUCCAUCUUCCACACCUUCUCCCGCUCCUACCUGGAGCUCAAGCAGGAGCAGGAGCGGGUCAUGUUCCGCAGGGCCCAGUUCCUCAUCAAAACCAAGUCGCAGCUGAGCGACAUGUCCCAGGACAGUGACAUCUUGUUCGGAAGUGCUUCCUCGGACACCAGAGACAAAAACUGAACCCAAAGGACACCCCCCACCCUGCCUGCCACCCGUGGCUUGACACUGCUGCCAUCUGCCAUGGGAGGCUCCGAAGAGACAUGCCGCUUCUGAGCACGGCCCAGAGCCACCCACAGGAGGGACAUCGCCACACCAUCGCAGGGGUCCAGAAGGGAAAGGCAAGCUGGGAAGCCCAGUGCCCAGCCAUGGCUGCUUUCCCCGCCCACCCCAGCCCGGUGUCUGUUCCCCUCAGCACGGCAAGGGCUUAUGCUGCUCGCGUGUAAAUAGCCCACCCAGUGAAGCCUGCUUGGAGAAAAAUACAGCAGCUACGCGUGUCUGUAGUGUGGACCGUGUCCUGGGGAAGGAGGCGGGCGAAGGAAAGGAAAUGGCCUCCACACAAGGGCCCUCUGAGAAGAGGAACAACGGGAGGGCUUGUGGCUGGGGCCGCUGGGGCCCUCUGGGUGGGAGGAAGAGGAGGACCACAGACCUUUAAGAAACUCCCAGAAAAGGCACUUUCCCUUUCUCGCUUCUGCUUCACUCCCUGGCCCUCUUCCCAGUCUUCUUCCUUCUUUCCCAUCCUCUGUUCUCCUUUACACCUCAAGGCCUGUUUCUCAAACCUUCCCUCAAGGCAUCCAAAGGACACCAAAGAGCCCCUCAGCACAGCUGACUUCAAAGGUAAAAUCACUUCCUUGUAUCUUUAAAUAACAGUACGCAUUGUUCUUCUACUCUGAGUUUAUUUAAUACUAGAAAAAAGGCUUCACACCGCUUGCCCCAAUCGAAAUCUACACCCACCAUGGGGCUGCCGCUCCCAGACAGUCUGAGAGGCGCACAAAAGCCCCCAGAGGCCCCCUGUGCCCCAAAGACCUACAGGGCACCCCGAGCCGCCCCGCGCCCCGACAGCAGGGCACGCAGAUGCCCGUACCCAGGCCAGCCCGGAGUCCUCCCGCUGUGUCCGGCACCCACGUCGCACUCGCGAGCUCGUCCCUCACUUUCUUCGUCCCACGCCCCUUGUCCGUGCCUCGGCCCCCACCUCGCCCACCCGGCAAGGGAAACACAACUUAGAAGCACUGCGCCAAGGGCCCCAUCCGGGUCCUGAGGGCCGCGCUUUACCGCCACAAUAAAGCCGAGCACCCGGACUGUGGCGCUGCCCUCCUCUCCAGCUCCUCUCCAGCUCCUCUCCCACCUCCGUCAGGAAUGCUCCUCCUGCAGAGCACUGAGUGGCUGGCUUCUUCCCGUCCUCUCCAGAGAGCCACUCCUCCAAAGCCCACACCGCCACCGCCACCAGGCUCUCCCUACCCUGCUUGGUCUUCAUCCGCCGGGAUUGCCGCAGUCCACUCUCGUCUAUUAGCGCCCGUCCAUCUCCUGAGUGAGCAGGCCGGUCUAGCCUGGCAGGGCCCCAGCAGCAGG